This is a messenger RNA of Carcharodon carcharias (great white shark), 1661 nucleotides long. RefSeq names its product deoxyhypusine hydroxylase/monooxygenase (gene dohh). Lineage: Eukaryota; Metazoa; Chordata; Chondrichthyes; Lamniformes; Lamnidae. The record is from RefSeq and is a predicted model, not a curated record. Gene Ontology annotation, biological process: peptidyl-hypusine biosynthetic process. Gene Ontology annotation, molecular function: deoxyhypusine monooxygenase activity. Bases 31 to 954 code for a protein of 307 amino acids. The transcript has 4 exons.
UGGUUCCCCCGGCGUCACGUCCCUUUCAAGAUGGUGGAGGCGAUGGCGGUGGAGUCGGUCGGGCGGACACUGGUGGACGUGUCGAGGCCGCUGAAGGAGCGCUUUCGGGCGCUGUUCACCCUCCGGAACCUGGGCGGGCCGCUCGCCAUCGAGUGGAUCUCCAGGGGCUUCGGGGACGAGUCGGCGCUGCUGAAGCACGAACUGGCCUAUUGCCUGGGCCAGAUGCAGGACCCGCGCGCCAUCCCCGUCCUGACCCGGGUGCUGCAGGAUCUCAGCCAGGAGCCCAUGGUCAGGCACGAAGCAGGUGAGGCAUUGGGAGCUAUUGGAAAACCAGAGGUCCUUGAAAUAUUGAGCUAUUACUCCCAUGAUGCAGCAAUAGAGGUUGCUGAAACUUGUCAGCUGGCAGUUAAACGAAUUGAAUGGCUUCAGAAUAACAAAGGCCAGAGUGAAAGCCAAUACUGUUCAAUUGAUCCUGCUCCCCCAGCUCUGGAGAAAGAUAUUAAGAAGUUGAGGGAAACUCUGCUGGAUGAAUCCUUGCCCUUGUUCGACAGAUACAGAGCGAUGUUUGCCCUGCGGAAUAUUGGAAGUAAAGAAGCAGUCUUGGCCUUAGGAGAUGGUUUGCAGUGUAGCAGUGCUUUGUUUCGACACGAAAUUGGCUAUGUCUUUGGCCAGAUGCAGCAUGAUGCCAGUGUUCCGCAACUUAUAACAGCAUUGAAAAAAGUAGAUGAAAGUCCCAUGGUCCGUCAUGAGUGUGCAGAAGCUUUAGGAUCCAUUGCCAAAGAGCCAUGUGUGGAAGUAUUAAAAGAAUAUCUCCAUGAUGGGGAACGUGUUGUGAAGGAAAGCUGUGAGGUGGCACUGGACAUGCUUGAGUAUGAAAACAGUCCGGAGUUUCAGUAUGCUGAUGCAUUGAUUAAAUUGCAAAAAACUGAGUCUGAGAAUUUAACUUUACCUUAAUGGAACUUACCUUAAACUGCUGACAGAUUGUUGGGACUUGACGUAAUGAACACACUAUUCCCAGAGGUUGUAACUUGCUUCACUACCCGAGUUGUGUAUUUUCUGAUGCCAUUCUUUCUAUGUUGUUUAAUUCUAAAUAACGUUGUAGAAACUAUAAUGAAAUACAUCAAGUUUUAUUUGUUUUGUGUCUAACAAAUUUUAAUAAAUCAAAAUGCUUAUACCAUAUAAAAUGUUUAGUUCCAGGUUAGUCUUUUAAAACUUCACUUUGGAUCUUAUUUAGGUAUUGUUACCUGCUAACAUUAGACCAUAUGUAAGGGGUUCAAAAUCCUACAUGUGCCAAGCAGUAUUGUGUAAGCUGACAGUCUUAACACCAGACUUGUCAGGUGUUAUUUGGUGGGAGCAGUCCUUUGGUUUAAAAAUGUAUUAAAAGGGAUUUCAAAUCUUAACAAAAUGCUGGAAAUACUCAGCAGAUCAGAUCAGGCAGCUGCUGAGUAUUUUCAGCAUUUCCAUUUCAGAUUUAUGACAUCCACAGUAUCUUACUUUUGGAUUUGAAAUCUUUCACUCUAUCUGAUUGAGGAAAUAUUACAAAUUUUUACAUGAUGUUGACAGCUCUGUAACAGAUCUAAAAACUGCUUGGGUUAUCGGUCAGUUUGUCUAAUAUGGCAUCCUGAACAGAGAGGAUCCAAGAAAAUAAAUCAGUAACCUUG